UUGUUACUAUGUUACUUUGUUACUCUGUUAUCUUGUUACCUUGUUACCCUGUUUCCUUGUUACCCUGUUACCUUGUUACUCUAUUACCCUGUUACCUUGUUACCGUGUUACUCUGUUACCUUGUUACCGUGUUACUCUGUUACUCUGUUACCUUGUACUCUGUUUCCUUGUUAGCCUGUUACCUUGUUACUCUGUUACCUUGUUACUUUGUUACUCUGUUACCUUGUUACCUUGUUACUCUGUUCCCUUGUUACCUUGUCAACCCGUUACGUUGUUACGUUGUUACCUUGUUACUCUGUUACCUUGUUACCUUGUUACGUUGUUACUCUGUUACCUUGUUACCUUGUUACUCCGUUUCCUUGUUACCCUGUUACCUUGUUACUCUGUUGCCUUGUUACCUUGUUACUCUGUUUCCUUGUUACCCUGUUACCUUGUUACUCUGUUACCUUGUUACCUUGUUACCCUGUUACCUUGUUACUCUGUUACCC
Porites evermanni is the source of this 488-nucleotide messenger RNA. The record is from the annotation of a GenBank genome assembly. Lineage: Eukaryota; Metazoa; Cnidaria; Anthozoa; Scleractinia; Poritidae.